Messenger RNA from Loa loa (African eye worm), 2751 nucleotides. RefSeq names its product peptidase family M1 containing protein. Lineage: Eukaryota; Metazoa; Nematoda; Chromadorea; Rhabditida; Onchocercidae. Gene Ontology annotation, cellular component: cytoplasm. The coding region runs from base 1 to 2751 and encodes 916 amino acids. The transcript is spliced from 19 exons. Gene Ontology annotation, biological process: proteolysis; peptide catabolic process. Gene Ontology annotation, molecular function: metalloaminopeptidase activity; peptide binding; zinc ion binding. The record is from RefSeq and is a predicted model, not a curated record.
AUGAGGAAAGAAACGAAAGUACGUUACAAGGAAGCUAAUUCAUCUUUACAAAUUCAAAUUUUACUCAUAUUAACGAUCUUUUUUGCAUUCAUCAUUCUGCUCUUGACUUUUCUGAUUUUUUCAUCCAAGCAACGUUUCGAACUACAAACUACUGUGCAUCAGCGUAGCUCCACAAACAAUACUUCGAUCAUUAAUUCUCAGCAAUAUCUCAGGCUGCCUACCACGAUUUAUCCAUUACAUUACGACCUCAAACUACAAAUAUAUCUUCCCUAUCGGGAAGGUUUAAAUUUUAAUGAACGGAAUUUCAGCAUUCAUGCAGAUGUAGCAAUUCGUGUUAUCUGUUUGCAUGCAACUGAUCGAAUCAUUUUGAAUGCUAAAAGUUUGAAGUUUGACGAAAGUGAUGUAGAAGUUCAAAACAGUUAUAACGAAUCGAUGCCGUUGAUCAGCAUAAAUCGGUAUCAACAUGAAGUGAAUAAUAUCCAUGUUGUUGAGAUAGUACUGAUGCAGGAACUUGAUUCUGGACACGAUUAUAUGAUUUAUAUCAGAUACCAGGGCAUUAUCAAUGAUGUUUGGUCUGGUGGUUUUUACAAGACUCAAUACAAUAUCAAUGGAGAAACAAGGUUGUUGGCACUUACACAACUACAGCCAACCGAUGCAAGUCGUUUAUUCCCGUGUUUCGAUGAGCCGGAAAUGAAAGCAACAUUCAAGAUUAGUAUAAUCCAUCCUAUGGGUACGUCGGCUGUCUCCAAUUCACCAGUCCGUCACUUUCGUCAUCUCAAUUCAAAAUGGAGUAAGACAGAAUUUGGAGUGACACCUACCAUGUCAACCUAUUUGCUAGCAAUAGCUGUCAGUGAUUUUGUUUUCAAGUUUCGUCAUUGCGGAAAGAUUGAAAUUCGUGUUUGGUGCCAAUCGGCAAUGGUAUAUGAUAUCGAUUAUGCGCUUCGUAUUACAUGCCGAUUGUUAAUUUAUUAUGAAAAUUUCUUCUCCAUUCCAUAUCCACUCAAAAAACUUGAUAUUUUCACAGUGCCCGAAUUACGUGUUUUGGCGAUGGAAAAUUGGGGCUUAAUUACCGUACGCCAAAAGUUGGUGCUUUAUAAUCAACGCCUGAAUAGUUUACGUGAGAGGAGAGUUGUGACAGAUGUCAUUGCGCAUGAGGUUGCACAUAUGUGGUUUGGAAAUUUGGCGACAAUGCGUUGGUGGAAUGAUCUAUGGUUGAACGAAGGUUUCGCAACGAUGAUGGGUCAAAAAGCAGCUGAUUUUGUUGAAAAUACAACAUUAAGAAUGUCACAAUGUUUUGCGGCUGAUAUUACUCUAAAAGCGUUGUCAAGUGACCAACAUACGACAAUGACACAACCAAUAAGUUUAAAGGAAAAUAGUGAUCGUAUACAUGGUCAGGAUAUCAAAAUAAUCUAUAAUAAGGGAGCAGCAGUAAUCCGUAUGGUGGAAUCAACAAUUGGUAAAGAAGUUUUUCGACAAGGACUGAAUCUCUAUCUAGUAGAAUUUGCUUAUGCAAACGCUGAAAAGAGCGACCUUUUGAGCAGUUUUUCGAAAAUUUUCAAGGCAAUUGAUCAUCAUCAUGAUCCUUUCUUUGGGACUAAUUUUUCGGUCUAUGAUUAUAUUGAUUCCUGGAUUUACCAACGAGGAUUUCCAUUAUUGAAGGUUCAACAAGUUGGUGAUUAUAUUGAAAUCAGUCAACAAAUAUUUGAUUUUGAUAAUAAUAGUGAAUUUGCUAAUACGCAAUGGAAAGUGCCGAUAUUUACACGGGGAAAUGAGCAGGAUGAAGUUCACUGGUUAGAAGAGGGUAAAAAAUUGAAGCUAUUGCAUGGAUCACGUACAUUUGUGCUAGAUCCGAACUUUCAUGGUUAUUAUCGCAUCCAAUAUGAACUUGAGUACUGGAAGCUUCUCAUUGAUCAUUUACUAUACAGGCAUAAUUAUUUUUCUGUUUCAACGCGACUUAAAUUGCUCGAUGAUGCAUUUGUGUUAGCUGAAACUGGACGCAUCCCGUAUGCCAUACCAAUGAAAAUGUCGCUAUAUCUUAGAAAUGAGACAAAAGUUGUACCAUUUAUUACCUUUCUGACUCGAUUCGAAACUAUCCUAUAUCGUGUGCAUCGUCAUUCAAGUGCAUCACUUUUCAAUAAAUACAUGCAGUUUCUUAUGGAGCCAUCGUUUGAUCGAAUCAUUAAGGCUGAAACUGACUCAAAUGUUCCACGCAAUAUGGAAUUUGAAUUUAUAAGAGAGCUGAUAUACUUAAAAAUGUGUGCCAGUGGACAUCAACAAUGUAUCCGGAUAUUCCGAUCACGUUUAAAGGAACUUUACAAAAACUGCUCACAGGAAAUACUUAGCAAUCCUUGCAACAGCUUAGAAGCAAGCCUACGUAAUAUUGCCUAUAUGGUAGCAUCCAAAUAUGGCAAUCAAGCAGAACUGACAUUUAUGAUCAACAAGUUUCAUACAGAAGAAUAUCACGUUGAACGUGAUAGGAUUUUUUCCGCACUUGCCAGCAGCUCUAAUCGUUCUUAUAUUGAAGUGUUGGUAAAAGAAGUAUUAAUCAAAAAAGAGAAAGAUACUGACUUUCGACCUAAAUUAUACGAACUCUCAAGGAAAAAUUACGAUAAUGGUGCGGUUGAACAAUAUUUAUUCAAUAAUUUUGCUGAACUUCUCAAGAGACACGAAAAGUAUGGACCCUUCUUCAUGCUUCAAAUGGCAAGAGGGUAUGGGACGAACGAAGACUUGCAAAAGGUUAAAUUUCGCUAA